Messenger RNA from Bolinopsis microptera, 3027 nucleotides. RefSeq lists its product as uncharacterized. The transcript is spliced from 4 exons. The record is from RefSeq and is a predicted model, not a curated record. NCBI's taxonomy places the organism in Eukaryota, Metazoa, Ctenophora, Tentaculata, Lobata, Bolinopsidae. Bases 1 to 3027 code for a protein of 1008 amino acids.
AUGCUGUUAUCAGUCGUCAAGGAGAAACACUGGUCUUUGUACAAAAUGGGUAUUGAUAUGACAUCAGCCUUCGAUACCAUUAAGAGAUCAGUCCUACUUGAUAUACUGCGAGAGGCUGGAUUGAACGAAUCAAAAACUGAGUUCACACAGUUCUACAUUGCUGGUAAAAACGAACGUGACGAGAAAGGUGAACUCCUCAAAAACAGAGAACCUUGGAGAUCUUCAAUAUCACUAGGCUCCAAACUCUGCGACAAAGAAGACAUUCAGAGAAGGUGCACCCUAAGAAAUGUUGCUCUUCAGGACUACAAGAAAGUAUGGGAACAAGAGCAGUCAUCCUACAAAAAGAGACUGAAAAACAGCAAUGGUGGACCAACCCAGUCAACACUCGAAUCCAUUAUUGACUUUGUUGCUGAAAACACAGAUCUCGGCGAGAAACUGGUUCUAGGAGACUUCAAUGCAAGAACAGGGGACCUCAACUUUAACUUUGAUGAUGAACCUCCAGCUGACAUCGAGGCUUUCUCAACAAUCGCAAGCUUUCCAGAAAAAUCAACAAGAUCAAGCAAAGACCCUGUGAUAAACCCAAGGGGAAAACUUUUUCUGGACUUCAUAUCCAGUCUGAACCUUAGCAUUCUUAAUGGUGAUACACUAGGAGACAUCUUUGGGGAACCCACCUCAAUUAAUUACAAUGGACACAGCGUUGUAGACUACGUAACAGCAUCCCCCAUGCUAAGGGAAUCGGUGCAAAAGAAUAAACAGCAGUUCCUAGAUAUCCAAAAAGAACCCCAGUUUGCAAGCAGAAUCGCGGAACUGGUUGAAGCUGUUUGCGUAAAAAAGGAGGAUGUCAUUAAGCUCAAUAAAAACAUCGUCGGCAUUUAUCGUGAUAUGGCUGAUCAGGCCCUACCAAGACCUAGAAAACAUAAACAAAAACCCCUCAAUAGGAAAACUCGGGGAUACAAAAGGGCAAAACCGAAGUCUCCAUGGUUUGAUAUUGCCUGCAUCAUCGAAAAACGUGAACUAAAUCGAUUAGCUAAAACAUACGGUAAAAGUCCUCUUGACAAAGAACUGAGAGACAGCUACUACAACAAACGCCGCGAAUAUCGAAAGCUCGUGAGACAGAAGAAGGCCAAGUUCGUGGAAUCUCUUUGUCGUGAUGUUGACGAGGGGUGCGACAUAAACUGGAGUCGCUUUAAGAAACUUAAAAGCUUCUCCUCAAAUGGCUCAAAGCUGGACGUUUUCGAUAUGAUGAACUUCUGUAAAUUCUUCAAAGAGCUGUACUCAAAACCUUCCAUCCCGAAUGAAGAAACUGCUGACUUCACGGAACGCAGAAAGACUGAACUUCGUGUUCAUGAACUCGUGGAAGUUCUGGACAAAGAUAUCGAAAUAGAGGAACUUCGGACCGCCAUCAAAGGCCUUAAGAAAGGGAAAGCCAUCGCCGAAGAUAAAAUCCUGAAUGAGUUCCUCAUUUCGUCAGAUGAACCAAUGCUGUCAGCUGUUCUUAACCUGUUCAACCACUGUUUGAAACUCGGGGAGUAUCCAUGGACGACCUCUCUAGUUACCCCCUUGCACAAAAAGGGGAGUGUAUACGAUCCGAACAACUACCGGGCGAUAGCCGUGGCGAGCAAUGUUGGGAAGCUGUUUUCAACUAUCUUAUUACAGCGCCUACUCACAUUCCGGUCACUGAACUGUCCAGACACCAUAAACCAGCUAGGGUUCUGUAAAAAAGCACAGACGAGUGACCACAUACUAACACUCUCAACUUGCAUCCAAAAGUAUGGAACGCAACGGAAAAAGAGGCUAUAUGGAUGCUUCGUCGACUACGCGAAGGCGUUCGACUCUGUGUGCCGAGAUGCCAUGUUCUAUAAACUCUGGGAGCUAGGAGUAAGAGGUCGAUACUUUCAAUGUAUCGAGCAGAUGUAUUCACAUUCCUCAGCAAAAAUCAAACUGUUGAACAGAUUGUCAGAGACAAUCGACAUUCACUGUGGGACUGAGCAAGGUCACCCGAUGUCUCCUGAGCUGUUCAAGUGUUUCAUCCACCAACUCUCCCUAGAUCUGGAUAACGCUGAGGAAGUCAACGUCCCUGAACUGAAUAAUGUUAAUAUCACUCAUCUCCUCUGGGCUGAUGAUCUUAUACUUCUUGCCCUUGAUCAUACUGGACUACAGAAACUUUUAAACGUUUUACACAGUUACUGUAUCGAAUGGGGACUAACCGUUAACAUCGGAAAAACGGCAGUGACGGUGUUCAACCGUUCCGGGAGGCUCCUUAAAGAGAGUCUGACAUUCCAACUCGGCGAAACCAACAUCACAUCAGUUCGAGAAUAUUGCUACCUCGGGAUAACCUUUACCCUCAACGGUUCUUCAGCAGUAGCACAGAACAAACUGAAGCAAAAAGGUCUCAGAAGCUACUUCGCGCUAAAAAGCAGUAUUGACUUAAGACACUUCAGGCGAACAAUCGUAUUCAAGCUAUUCGACGCGCUUGUGGUACCGAUUGUGACAUACGGAUGUCAGGUGUGGCUCCCAGAGACUCUCUUUGUCAGAAACUAUCAAGAUAAUAUCAACACCAAAUCUCUCCUGAAGGAGACUGCAAGAGAUCCUCUCGAAAAGCUUCAUCUCUCAUUCCUCAAGUGGACCUUAGGAGUGGGCAGAAAAACCUCAAAUGCGAGUGUAUGGGGUGAUACAGGCCGCUGCCCCCUAGUGAUAAAGGCAUCAAAGCAAGUAUUUGGGUAUUUCAACCGACUUGAGCAAAUGGACAGAGCUGGUUGCACAAGCCUAGCCAGACAGGCGUUCAUAGAACAACGCACACUCAAUCUGCCAUGGUACAAAGGUAUAGAAGAUCUCCGACAAAGCCUUCAGUCAGUAUCAUCUCGCAGGUUGACCUACCCCAACCAAUUCAAAACAGCACUACGUAGUACUUUUAUUAACUGUUGGAACGAGGAGCGGCAAAACAACCGGAAGCUCAGUUUCUACAACACUAUCAAAAGUGAAUUUACAGCUGAAGCAUACCUGAACCUGCAGCUCAGUGGAGAAUAG